Tripterygium wilfordii is the source of this 337-nucleotide messenger RNA. RefSeq lists its product as uncharacterized. The transcript is spliced from 2 exons. Bases 170 to 337 code for a protein of 55 amino acids. The record is from RefSeq and is a predicted model, not a curated record. NCBI's taxonomy places the organism in Eukaryota, Viridiplantae, Streptophyta, Magnoliopsida, Celastrales, Celastraceae.
AAACUAAAAAAUCUCAGGUAAUACUCGAAGGAUUAUACGGUGGCAACCUGAGAUCGCCCAUACAACGACUGUAAGGGAAAGGUGCCUCCUUAAAGCUACCACAACAGAGAGGAGGACUAUCCGAGAGAGAGCAAGAGGUAUUGAUAAUUUGAUACAGCAGAGAACAAAGAUGCAAAAGUUCGACCCGUGGCCUGUUUUCUUCAAGCGGGAGUGGCACCGGAACUGGCCGUUCCUGGUCGGUUUCGCCAUAACCGGUGCUGUUAUCACCAAAAUGUCUCUCGGCCUUACUGAAGAAGAUCGUAAGAAGUCGCCCUUUGCUCAAAGGCACAAGAGGUAG